AUGCAUUUGUCUUUAGCUAAAGUUGUUGCUAUUAAAGAGCCGCCUCAAUAUGAUCGACGACAAGGAUUUGUGCCCCGAACGCAGGAUGAUUUUGGUGAUGGAGGGGCUUUUCCAGAGAUACAUAUUGCUCAGUUUCCAAUCGGUAUGGGUGCGGAUAAGCCCGGUACGGGGGCUAAGAACACAGUUGCGCUUCAGUUUGACUCUGAGGGCAAACUUCGAUUUGAUGAGCUUACACGUCUUGGACAUGGGAAAGACAAGAUUGUCCAUUCCCGCCUUUCUGAUAUGAAAUCCAAACAUAUUGAUGAUGAAGAUGAAACUUUUAAGAAACCAACAGAUUCAGAGAUACAUGAAACAACUGAAGCAACUCGUGCUUCCUUAGAGAAAAUUACAGCUGUUAAGGUUUGCUUUUAUUCAGGUGAAAUUCUCGGCAAUCCCGGAGAAUAG
Meloidogyne enterolobii is the source of this 444-nucleotide messenger RNA. The record is from the annotation of a GenBank genome assembly. Lineage: Eukaryota; Metazoa; Nematoda; Chromadorea; Rhabditida; Meloidogynidae.